Molecule: messenger RNA, 738 nt
Organism: Lutzomyia longipalpis
Lineage: Eukaryota; Metazoa; Arthropoda; Insecta; Diptera; Psychodidae
Product: trypsin alpha-3-like
Exons: 3
Coding region: 1-738 (245 amino acids)
Biological process (GO): proteolysis
Molecular function (GO): serine-type endopeptidase activity
Source: RefSeq, a predicted model, not a curated record
AUGCCAUCAAUUUGCGAAGCUCUAAAAAUUCCCGCACCAUUGAUUUUUGAGGAAUGGGAAGGAAGAAUUGUUGGCGGGUCAACAGCUUCUCCGGGACAAUUCCCGUACCAAAUUUCCCUGAGAAAUGCCAAUAACGCCCACUUUUGUGGUGGUUUCUUAGUCAACACCCGCUGGGUUGUGUCUGCAGCCCAUUGCACACGUGGCCGUACAACUGGAAAUACCUUCAUCAUUGCAGGGGCGCAUUCUCGCGUUACGGGUGGUACGCGUUUUGGGACCUCCCGCAUCGUCAAUCAUGGGCAAUUCAAUGCCAACACAUUGGCCUUUGAUGUGUCUGUGUUGCUGUCUUCGAGUACAAUGAGUCAGACCAGCACAAUUCGUCCCAUUGGUCUCAGUUCCACACAUCUCGGCGGUGGCGUGAAUGCCGUGGUUACCGGAUGGGGGCAGACAUCGCACCCCGGAAGUGCAGCCAAUACCCUACAAUUCCUCCAGGUUCAAACUAUAAGCAAUCCCAAUUGCGCCAGUGCUCAUGGAUCUAAUGGGGGACGCAUCUUUAGCCACAAAAUUUGCACGCAUGGCGUCAAUGGCCGUGGAACCUGCAUGGGGGAUUCAGGUGGCCCACUUGCUGUUGGAAAUUCCUGCAUUGGCAUCGUCUCCUGGGGCGUUGCAUGUGCUCGAGGCUUUCCUGAUGUCUUUGAUCGUGUCUCGUCGCACAGAAAUUGGAUUCUGGCUCAAUUUUGA